CUUUCUUUUGGUACUUCCGGUCCGUCAAAAUGGUACGUAUCUUACAUGUUAAAAUAUUAGUUCUAUCCAUCAUCAUCUUUUAAUUUUUAUUCGAAAUUAGUAUUAUUAGUUUUUAAAAUUUUGUCAAUCAUUCAAUACUAACCGUAUUUAAAAAGUAAAAGCAAGAACGCAAUAUAUCUAUAUUUAAUUUUUCAAUUUCAUGUUGCUUACUGUAUUAUCGAUAACUCCGUUCUUUUAAUUACAAUUACAGAAUUAUUGUAAUCUUAUACAGUUAGCCUUAAAUUGUCGCAUAAGUGAUUACUUAAAUUUAAGAGUAUUUUCGGAAAAAUACUUGGACAUCAUUCGUCUUAAGUUUUUCCUAGACUUUUCACUACAAAUCACUAGACCGAGUGAACAAAAUUAAUAGACAAACAUCAACCAGAAGUGCAGUUGCCUUGGCCUUCUUGUGCUAUUUUACUAGGCACCCUGAAAUUUAUACUUGCUGACUACUUCUCUGCAUGUUUACAGUCAAGAUUAUAAUAUAAACCCUGCCAGGCGAUAAAGUGUCCACGUAUCAAGCUAGCUGUGCAUUGUGGCAUUGGCCUAGGCCAAAAAAGCCUAAAUAUUAAAUAUUAUUUUUUGUUACCUUCAUCUUAUGUCAAAGUUAAGAUCAUAUUACUUACAGCAGGGGAAGUUUAAGUUUUUUCCUAAGAAAAGAUCUCAUUAUUUAAAACAACCAUUGACCUGUUCUGUUACCUGUAAUUUUACUAAUUAACAGCUUAGAUUAAUUUUUGCUACAAUUAUUUCUCUCCAGACCAAGGGUACAUCCAGUUUUGGUAAGCGGCACAACAAAACCCACACCUUUUGCCGCAGGUGUGGGCACAGGGCUUUCCACAUUCAGAAGAAAACAUGUUCUAGGUGUGCCUACCCAAGCCCUCGUCUAAGGCAUUGUAAGUUUAUUUACUUUAUUAAAGCCUAGUUGAUUUAAAUCAUAAUUUGGCCUGCUGACAGUUACUUGUUUGAUUUUGCUUGUUUAAUUUUUAGUUAACAGUAACUUAAGGGAUUUUCCAAGUGCAGUGAUGUCAUUUUGGGGAAUCCCAACACUUGACCACUUGCUAGUCCUGAACAGUGUGUGUAACUUUCCUAUUCUUUUCUUAGCAUUACUCAUGUCAUACACUAAAUCGGUGUCUAAAUUGGGCCAAACUCAGGUUCAUGGUCUUGAGUUCUUUCCCCACAAAUGCCCAUUCUAGCAAAAUCACCUCCAGUCCAGCCUCCAGCACACCGGGUGGAUGGGAAGUUAACCUUGGACGGCAACUCAUCUAAGAGAAGAAAACUCUGAAUUGAAACCCAAAGAUGGAGUCCCCUGGGCCGAUAACAUGGACACAAUGAAACAUUCCGACAUUGGCACUAGUGCCAAGCUAUAUCAUCCACAUGAUGUUCCCUUGGAUUAUCCAGCACCGUUGAGAUAGGCGAUUUGCUGUGUAUAUAAAAAUCUAAAUCUUUUGAAUCUAAAGACUAAAGUAAAGUAGACCUUAUAUACUGUGGAACACAUCGCUGGCCUUACUGCUAACCCACUUCAGCCAGUUUUGCCUUCUUUCAGUCUGUUAGAUAUUUAUCACCUGUAGCCUUUUACUUACAUUAAUGACAGCUAUGUAGUAAUUGUAGUGUGCCUUUUUGUUAUAAAUAACACUUCUGUUUUUUUAGGCCUACAGCCAUAAUAAGUAUGGUGUAUGGGUUAUAAAAGUCCCUAGUUUUAUUUCUUGUUGCUAGCUAUAGAAACAUAUAUAUGCCUGAUACACAUCCCAUGUUAACACAGUCUCACUGUAGAGUCAACAAAUUCUACUUCUUCCUUUGCUAGUGCAGUAUUCAGCUGUUACCUGCAACACAGCAUGCAUGUCUUUCAAUGAAUAAGUGCAGCUUUUUAAAAUUUAAUUUCUUUUACUUGAUAUUGUUUUGGUAACAUAAAAGUUCUUUAAAUGUACUGUAUCUGUAAAGCAUUGUUGUAUGUAAUUUAUGGGUGGUUAUGUCUAUAAAAUAGGCCCCCUGCUGAAAGAUCUACAGUUAAAUUCUAAACAAACCCUGUUAGCUGAUUGGCGCUGAAAAAUAUUUGUUUAUUGCCAGCCAAUAAUAAAGUAUUUGAAAAUGACAUGUCCCCAUUGGUCUAAGUAACUUACCUCCAAACAAAUGCCUCGCUAUUUGUCCCAGUAAUAUUUAGUAGUGAUUUUAUAGUGUGAACUUAGCUUUGGAUGAAUAAUAUUUUUCCGAUUUUUAUAGUCGCGACACCCAAAGAAAAAAAAGGCUGCGACUCUUCGUACCCGGGUACUAGAAGGGAGAUUUUGGGAUUAAAAACUAUUCAAAAUAUUAUUGUUGGGUUUGUAAGACAAAUUGAGGUAUCGAAUGAAAGAUAAUUGAAUGGAAUAUGUUUGUUAACUUACUUCUUCAGUUUAACUAAAAUAAACUACCGGUACCACAAAUGACAUUCAAAUAGCUUGAGUCUAAUGGUACCCGGGUGCGAAUGGCAGCACUGCGUGUCAGUGGCCAUCUUUACUCAGUGCUAUUCGGAUGUCAUUUGUGGUAGUUUUAUUUUAAACUAAGAAUUAUGUUUACAAACAUAUAUUCCAUUUAACUAUCUUUCAUUUGAUACAUCAUUUUGUCUUACAAACCCAACAAUAAAAUUUUAAAUAGUUUUUUAAUCCCAACUCUCACUUCAGGUACCAAGGUACGAAUAGCCACUUCUGGAAAAAAAUGUUACCGAUAGUGUUUAAAAAUGAACUUGGGCUUAGGACAGGUAGCUACAAAAUAGUUUUUCCAGGAAGAAACACCCCUUAUUUUUUUAAACUUAUAGAAUUACCAUUGCAUGGAUAACUUACAUGUGAAGCAAACAUUACUGAAUACAAUUCAAUUCCUUUUUGGGUUCCCACAAGUAUACAGUUUAUUUUUAAAAGAGUUCUCUUAUGUAGAAUGUGGUUACAUUGAAUGAUUUAACAUACAGUGAAUUUAAUACAAGUCAAAAGUUUCAUUGUAAACGACAAUCAAUUCUCUAUUUUUUAAAUUUUCCAAGUAUGAGAAAAUUCAUGGCAAAUAUAAAGCUUUAUGGUUAAUGUGAUGUCUUUGCAUACAUUAGGGUAUCCUCAAAUGUUAACUCAUUCCCGACGUUUGCGACUAAAUGCGUCCUUUACGGGUUUCGUCGGAUACGUCCCUGCGCAUAGCGACACACCUCUCAUAUCUAUUUAAAAAUAGCAAUGAAAUCUCGCAUCCCUCGAGCCUUCCGGUGAUGGCGUGGUUCAGCGUGAUUUUAAUUUAAAAACCGGAAGUUUUUAUCUUGUUUCACUUUAAAACUACAUAUGCUUUAGUACGGCACGUCUUUAUGUAGCAUGUGUUCGUCCGAGGUGCCGAAAAUCAAUUUUUUGGCCAUUGUUCGUUAUUUUUUCCCCACUAAUGUUAUAUUAUAUUAAACCUUAUUCAUUCUUUGUUGCAUUUGUUCUUAAUUCGUUAACAUUAAAUAAUAUUUAGCAGCUUAAAUAAAUAUUUUAAAAUGUAAAUCAAUUGCAAGACAAGUUACUUCCCUUUCUCAGGCAAAUAAAUUAAAUAUGGAAGUAGCAUUGCAGGAGGAAAUGAGUUCAUAAGUUUCAACAGUAGUUAAAUGAUUACAUAUUUUCAUUGGUACUAACAGAAAAACAUAACGACCUCCUAUUAUCUAAUUUAUUGGAAAAGCAAAUUUAUUGUUUCAGCUAUGUUAGAACUUUAUUUAACUAUGAUCAAAAUAAUUUUAAGUCGGCUCAUUGUUUUGCUACUUUUCUUUAUUUCAGACAAUUGGUCUAAGAAGGCUCAGAGGAGGAAGACAACUGGUACUGGAAGAAUGAGGCAUCUUAAAGUUGUUUUCAGGAGAUUCAGGUAUUUUCAGAAUUGAUCUGUUAUUAGAUUAUUCUGUAUCAAGUAUUCUGCUUAAUAUCUAUUCAGUAGUUUGCAUUAGUGCAGAUCACAUAAAAGCAGUCUGGUCUUAUGGAAAAGUUGGAGACGCCUUGUCAAAACUUAAACAGGUUUACCUAAAGAAAGAAAAAGCAAUAUAUUAACUCUCUGGUGGCUUAGUUUUAACCCACAUAUUGUCAAGGUUAUUUAAUUCCAGUAACCUUGAAGUUGAGCACUAAGAUACUCUAUAUUGAUACAUACAUGGUUUGAAAUUAAUUUUGGCAAAUCAUGAAUUUUGUAAUUAUGUAAUCUAAGGAGUUAGAAGUGUUCUCAUUGACCAAUGGACCCACUGUGCAUACUUUCAAAGGAGCUCUUCAUUUCAUACCUCUUAAACAUUAAUCAUCUAUAGGUUAUUAUGAUUUAAAAGCUGUGAAGUAGUCCCUGUCAACUUUGUUGAAAACUUUAUGUCAACUGGUUUUCUUCCUCUUUUUUUCUGACAAUGCUUAUGUGGGCCAGCCUACAAUGUCAAAUGUGGCUUUUUGACUAUAAUGCAAAUGAAUUAACGGUUCAUAUACCCGGUCUCAGAUAUACAGUACCAUACAGUGGUCUGAAGUCACUACAUCAGACCAUAUGUGAUGAUAAUUACAAUAUAUUGCAGUUCCUUUUUUUGCCAUAUUAGAUUGAUUAAAUAGGCUGUUGAAUAAUGAUGAACUAAUCUGAUUUUAGGGUGAAUGAUAAUUUGUAUAUACAUGUAUGUACACACUUUGCCAAGUCUCCUUCUUGCACCCCUGUGAGGAUAGCAUGAACUAUUUUCUCCUACCAUUUACAUCUUUUGUAACUCAGGGGUCAUUAUGACUGUUAUUGUUUCAUCUAUUUUUCAAAUCAAUAUUAUUCUCAUUUUUAUUUUGCAGAAAUGGUUUCCGAGAGGGUACAGUCCCCAAACCCCGUAAUAAGGUUGCUGCCCCAGCUUCCUCUGCUGUUGCCACUAAAUAAAUUUAAUAAAUUGGUUGCCCAUGUACUCUAUUUUAUUGUUUUUCAAUUUUUGUGUGUUCUGUUUUAUGUACAGAUACCGUUUCAUUUAAAAAAAAAUUUUUUUUAUUUGGAGCCAUCCAUCAGUGACUUCAUGCAAAACAUUUCCCUAAAACUACUAACACAGAUCAACCCCUGGGGUACUGAAAACCCAGAGGAAAUCAUACAAGACAUUGCUGUUAUUGAUAGAGUCAUAAGAAAUGUCAUCCCAGUUGAUGUAGAAGCCCUAAUUCUAAAUAUGACUCCACAUUUUGAAAAUUCUCAUGAAUGACAAUGUCACUACAUGCUGAUUCUCCUCUGUGGGUUGCAGCCUGUAACUUGAUCAGUUGCCAUUUUGGGACAUGGCAUGUCUCUCCUUGAUCUUUUAGUAAUCCUAGUUAUUAUAAUUGAAGAACAAAAAAAUUUGUGUAAUGUCAUUUUUAAAUUUAAAUGUUCUGGUUUUAAGUAGGCAUUCUAAAUGAAAAUUUCAUAAUGAAUAUAUUUUAAGCUUUGUCACAUGACAUUGCUUAACCCCCUCUCAUGGACUGUCAUGUCAUUUAAGGAUGCCCCCACCCCUUUUUUUAAAAUGUUAGUUCCAAAUAGUUAUACACCUUCAUCCUCCCAUCACAUUAACAAUAAAUUAACAUAGCUAUGCAUGUCAAAAAAACAAUGAGAUUGACCUGUAUGUUUUAUAAAUAUAAGUUAGCUGUUUCUUUAUGAAUAAGAGUGAAGGCUGUUUGUUCUUUAUUCAAUAAAGUAACAGUAUUACAAUAGAGGGAAGGGAUAUACCAUAAUGUACUACUACUGUAAGUUGUACUAUAUAUUAAUUUUGAUAUGUGCUAUGCUGGUACAAGUCUGGUUUUGUAGCAAUCGUAGUAGUAGGUACCGGUACUCCAAACCAAUUUUCCAAACUAUAAUAUUUUUUGAGUGUUUAAGAUGCAAGAUCUAAGUCUAAGAA
Lymnaea stagnalis (great pond snail) is the source of this 5854-nucleotide messenger RNA. The record is from the annotation of a GenBank genome assembly. NCBI's taxonomy places the organism in Eukaryota, Metazoa, Mollusca, Gastropoda, Lymnaeidae.